AAUUAAAUUGAAAUAAUUAAAUUAAUGUAAGUACAUUGAAGAAAUUGGUAGUAAGAUAAAUGAGUUACUUGAAAGGUAGGAUGUUGAUAGUUACUGGAAUAAAGUAAAGAGGAACGGACGUGAGUUUCUCUACUGUUCCGUUCCGUUUCAAACAGCGUUGUUCCCGUGGUGCUGUCCGUUCAAAAUGACGUUGUUGAAAGAGUUGCGUUAAUAUUUUUACAAUUUCAAGAGACAGUAACAGAGAAGUCAAUUUCAAGAGGAUGAUGUAGCAAAUUAGCACACGUGAUAUGCUGGCAUGAAAAGCUAACAUUAACAGGUAACUGCACCCAAAGACAGUAGACAACCCAACAUUUCUGUUGUGUGCGCCAACCAUGCAGACGCCAAUUGCAUGCUGGGACAACUGGGUCGGAGAGGCGCUCGAGACCCUUUACUCUCUCAGACCCAUUUGCCUCCGCAAUAGCCAGCCUCGAGAAUUCGGGGCGGACGAUGGUGCGUUCCAAGUGUUCGACGAAAUGCAGCAGCGGGACCGAUCUUCUGUCGAAGUGGAAAUUGCUGAAACCACGUUUAGUAGAUGGAUGCAUGACACCCCAGUUCUGGAGAUUGGCAUCCUCGAUAGUCUCCGAAGUUGACUACGCCCGAGAAUCACCGUCCGAAACUCCGACUACAUGAUAAUUUAUUUAUUUAUUUAGAAGCCAUAAUAAUUUCUCCUUUAACAUGUGAAACUUAAUAUGCUUUUCCACAAAAUGAAUUGAGGAGAAUUUGUUUUUUAGAAAUCCGUGAAGGAUUGAUAGCCACAUUACUGUCAUUACCAUUAGAGUAUAUUUAGAUACAGAAUUUUAA
Molecule: messenger RNA, 840 nt
Organism: Glycine soja
Lineage: Eukaryota; Viridiplantae; Streptophyta; Magnoliopsida; Fabales; Fabaceae
Product: 8-amino-7-oxononanoate synthase-like
Exons: 2
Coding region: 372-629 (85 amino acids)
Source: RefSeq, a predicted model, not a curated record